Messenger RNA from Paramecium tetraurelia, 720 nucleotides. RefSeq lists its product as uncharacterized. The record is from RefSeq and is a predicted model, not a curated record. Lineage: Eukaryota; Ciliophora; Oligohymenophorea; Peniculida; Parameciidae. The transcript has 4 exons.
AUGGGCCGAGAUAUUGAGAAGGUGAAGGAAUAGCAUGCUUCUUCAAGCAAGACGAACAAGAAGGAGAAAAAGGAGAAGAAGGAAAAACAUAAAAAAAAGGAGAAGAAAUAGAAAAAAGAGGGCAAAAAACAAAAAUAAUAAAAGAAAAAUUAAUGGGGAAGGUAUGGCACAAUAAGCAUUACAGACAUGUAUUUAAAACGUGAGGAGUUUUUGAUGUGGCUCUCCGAAGUGAAGAUGCUUAAUAUAGAAGCGAUCACUCCUUAAGAAGAAAAAAAGUUUUUUGAAGAAUAUGUUGAAUGUUAUAACACUGCAACAUUUCCAUCAAAAAAGUUUUACAAUUUCAAAGUGUGGUUUGAGAAGGAACAACUCAAGGGUCAUUUGCAACAAGCAGAAAUUGAAAUGCUCACUUUCGAUGAUGAAAAGGAAAAACAAAAGGAACAACAAGAGUAGAAGGAAUUGAUUAAAAAGCAAAAAUUAUAAAGAGAAUAUUAACAUCUUCACGAAUUUUAGAAUAUUGUAAUAAAUUGGUUAUUUAUUAAGGCACAAGACAUGCAAAAAUAGAAACAACUUUAAGAACUCUUGAGACAUCAUUUUCAGAUGGGUAAUCAUGAGGCUGCUAUCAAAAUUCAAAAGUAACUCAAUCCUAUUCAUACUAUUGACAUGAAUCAAAUCUAAUAAUAACCUCCAAUUGACUAUGACUAUGAUUAUGAAAAUUUCUGA